Molecule: messenger RNA, 534 nt
Organism: Rhododendron vialii
Lineage: Eukaryota; Viridiplantae; Streptophyta; Magnoliopsida; Ericales; Ericaceae
Exons: 1
Coding region: 1-534 (177 amino acids)
Biological process (GO): SCF-dependent proteasomal ubiquitin-dependent protein catabolic process
Cellular component (GO): SCF ubiquitin ligase complex
Source: RefSeq, a predicted model, not a curated record
AUGGGCGAUUUGGCUCAGUAUCUCUAUAAUCUAACUUCUAUAGAUUUUUGUGGACCAAUUGGGUUGACUAGUUUCACCUUUUACACCCUCACGAAAAGUUGUCCUUUACUUGAAAUUCUUAAGAUGACACAUACGGGAGGACAAGAGAUGGAUCUUUUUUGUCCGGAUUAUUCACAUAAAAACCAUCAUAUGCGACACGUAGAUAUCUUCGGGAAUAUGUGGUUGACUGACAUGACGCUCAAGAACUUUGGGCAAGUUUGCCCGAAUCUACAAUUCCUCGAUGUAAGUGCUUGUAUGCGCCUCACCAAUUUCGGCAUCGGAAAAGUUUUGAGGAGAUGCCCUGCCAUAACACAACUGAACAUCCAUGGUCUUAAUAUUUCAGAUGUUUUUGGGAGCUGUUCGAACCAUUGUGUAGUGAAUUUGAAGACUUUGGAAGCUCAAGAGACACAAAUUGAUGACAAAGGAAUGGCAAUGAUUGGAAAAAGGUGUCGAAAUCUCCAAUAUUUAAACAUUAGAUGCUGCAAAAAGACAUAA